UUAAAAAGUACUGAAUAUUAAUAAUCAUAUUUUAACUGUAACUGUAUCGCGCUGUUAAAAGAGAGGAUACCGGUGCUGAAAUUUAUGAAGUUCGUUUUUCUGCAAAUGAAUUCCUCAUUUUUUUGAAGCUCUUCAUUGAGAGAAAUUUUUUUUUCUGGCAUAUUUGUGGAUAUUAAUAAAGUGCUAUCAUCUCUGCAAUAAACCUUUUAAAGAACUAAAAGAAAACUCAAAUAUUUCCUGAAAAUGGAAAACAAUCAAGGAAAGACUAAUCUCAUCAUCAACUAUCUCCCACAAAUGCUGACGGAUAAUGAAUUCAAAAAUCUAUUUCAAAGUAUUGGUCCUAUCAAGGCUGCAAAAAUUGUGCGUCAUAAGAGUACUGGCUACAGUUACGGAUUUGGAUUUGUUGAGUAUGUGAGUGAAUUAGAUGCUGCUCGAGCUAUUGAAACGUUGAAUGGAUUUCAGCUGCAGAAUAAAAAGAUAAAAGUUGCAUAUUCUCGUCCAGGUGGAGACAAUAUAAAGAAUGCUAAUUUAUAUCUGCGAGGAAUUCCAAAAACUAUGACAGAAGAACAACUUGAACAACUUUUGUCUCCAUAUGGUGAGAUAAUACAGUGUCGGCUGUUGAAAGAUGCUACUGGUGGUCGAAACAAAGGUGUUGGGUUUGUUCUUUAUGAUCAGCGUAAGCAAGCUGAAGAAGCAAUUAAAAAAUUAAGUGGACAGGUACUGGAAGGUGGCACUGAACAACUUGUAAUUAAAUAUGCUGAAGAUAACGCUAAAAAGGUUCGUGCCCCUAUGCCUGGUACUGUAAAUGCACCGGCUUUUGAUCCUUUUGGUACAGGUAUGGCUGGAAGAUUUACUGCUGGAGGUCCUGUAAGGCAUUCAUUGCAAGGCAGAUUCCGUUUCAACCCAAUGACAAAUAGUGUAGGAGGAAUGGGUGCUUAUGGAUACGCUGCCCCAUCAGCAUUGUCAGUUGGUGGUGAAGGUCACAUUCUUUUUGUAUAUAACAUUGGACCUGAUACAGAUGAAAAAACAGUUUGGCAACUUUUUGCACGCUAUGGAACAGUGCAGAAGGUCAAUGUGAUACGUGAAGGUGGAACAGGAGCAGGCAAAGGUUAUGGUUUCGUGACAAUGCCUAAUUAUGAUGAAGCAGUUCUUGCCAUUGAAUCCCUGAAUGGAUGUAACUUUUUUGGCAAGCCAUUGCAAGUAUCUUUCAAAUCCCAGAAAUGAGAACUUUUAUAACAUUUAUUCUUUUUCUUGUAUUAACAGUGUCAAAAAUUUAUUGACUUGUAUACUUACUGUGUGUUAUAAAUUUAUAAAACAUGUUUGUAGUAUUAUGAACUUCAUAGUUUAUAAUCACACACAUGUUUUUCAUCAUCAAAUAAAUUUAAGUCAUUAUCAUCACA
Molecule: messenger RNA, 1400 nt
Organism: Stegodyphus dumicola
Lineage: Eukaryota; Metazoa; Arthropoda; Arachnida; Araneae; Eresidae
Product: ELAV-like protein 2 pseudogene
Source: RefSeq, a predicted model, not a curated record